Messenger RNA from Nycticebus coucang (slow loris), 1152 nucleotides. Its product is annotated as N-alpha-acetyltransferase 80-like. The transcript has a single exon. Gene Ontology annotation, cellular component: cytoplasm. NCBI's taxonomy places the organism in Eukaryota, Metazoa, Chordata, Mammalia, Primates, Lorisidae. The record is from RefSeq and is a predicted model, not a curated record. Gene Ontology annotation, biological process: protein acetylation. Gene Ontology annotation, molecular function: acetyl-CoA binding; N-acetyltransferase activity. The coding region runs from base 150 to 1106 and encodes 318 amino acids.
GAGAGCCCUUGUGGUCUGAGGAGAUGCCACUGGUUGGAGACUGUGGUCUUAACCUCCAGCCUGGCACUGAGCCACCUGCAACCUAAUAGGAGGUGACCUUGGGUCCCAGCCUGACUCAUCUGAGCCUGGAUCCUACCUAUAGGCAAGAGAUGACCCCUACACUAGUGCCUACACACCAGAUGGAGGUGAUCCUGAAUACCAGCCCAACUGAGCUGACUCUGGAUCCAGCAUGCCAGCCAGAGUUGACCCUGAGAUCCAGCCUAAACAAGCUAACCCUGGAUCCAGCACACCACUCAGAGCUGACCCUGAGCACCCAGCUAGCUGAGCUGACACUGGAUUCCACAAGCCAAACAAAGAUGACCCUCCGUCCUGGCCUAGCUGAACUUAACCUUGAGGAGACCCCAAUCCCCAACCUGGCUGAGUUGAUCCUGGAGCCUGUGCACUGCCGACCAGAGCUCUUGGACGCUUGUGCUGACCUCAUCAAUGAGCAGUGGCCCCGCAGCCGUGCCUCCCGCCUGCACUCCCUGGGCCAGUCUUCAGAAGCCUUCCCCCUCUGCCUGAUGCUGCUAAGCCCUCGCCCCACACCUGAAGCAGCACCCAUUGUGGUAGGCCAUGCCCGGCUGUCACGGGUGCUAGGAAGGCCCCAGAGCCUUUUAGUGGAGACAGUGGUGGUGGCUCGGGCCCUGAGGGGCCGUGGCUUUGGCCACCGCCUCAUGGAGGGCCUAGAGGUCUUUGCUCAGGCCCGGGGCUUCCAUAAGCUACACCUCACCACUCAUGACCAGAUGCAUUUCUAUGCCCACCUGGGCUACCAGCUGGGUGAGCCUGUGCAGGGCCUGGUCUUCACUAGUCGACAGCUGCCCACCACCCUGCUCAGUGCCUUCCCCAGGGCUCCCUCUACCUGGACACCCUGCAAGGCCCCAAACUUGACUGCCCAAGUUGUCCCAGUGGACCCCAAGGGGCCUCCAUUACCACCACCCCCUCCCCUGCCUGAGCCCCUGACCACCUCACUCCCAGCUCCGUCAGGCAACCCUCCAAAAAUCCUGCUGGUGACAAAAUACCAAAACCAGAAGGGAUGCCCCAUCUUCUGGAUGGAGAAAGACAUCUGAGGGCCACCCAGGGCAAGGGACUGCUGUUCUGUGUCAAUGGACUGUG